This is a messenger RNA of Cloeon dipterum, 2242 nucleotides long. It is a transcript of the gene capt, whose product is annotated as adenylyl cyclase-associated protein 1. Gene Ontology annotation, cellular component: cytoplasm. Gene Ontology annotation, biological process: cell morphogenesis; actin filament organization; cytoskeleton organization. NCBI's taxonomy places the organism in Eukaryota, Metazoa, Arthropoda, Insecta, Ephemeroptera, Baetidae. The transcript has 9 exons. The record is from RefSeq and is a predicted model, not a curated record. Gene Ontology annotation, molecular function: actin binding; adenylate cyclase binding. Bases 405 to 1925 code for a protein of 506 amino acids.
AUUUGGUUAUCAAAAUUUCCGUCUGGCGGCUCUGACGCUAGUAAUUUGUGCACUGGCCCAUCGAAAACUAAAUGCAAAAAUAAACUUGAAAAGCAGCGAGCCAGCAUGCGCGCAUCCGGCACCGAAGUUUACCGUUAAACUUCACCGCAGGCCGAUUAUUAUUUCUGAUCUCGCAGCACCCAGCGCAGUUUUAGCCAUGACGUGAUCUCUCUCGGCAGCGCAUUUAUUCCGGCAGCCGAAAAUAUUAUGGCGAAGGGGGGUUGCUCUCUGUGAAGGGGGUGACUCAUUUCGGGGGUGGUUCGUGCGCCGCGGUUGUUUGGUAAACCGGUUCUCGGCUGCGGUGGCGGCGGCGCUGCCGGUUCAGUGCGAGCAGCUCUUGGGGGCGUCGCACGUGGGGGCAGGCGAUGUUGUGCUGCCGCCCCAAGAAGGCCCCCGACUCCCCGGAGCCCCCUGCCGAAGAGCCGCCCCCGGCGGCGGUUCCGGCACCCGCGCCCGUUGUGCAGAGGGCGCCGCCCUCGCCGCCUCCGGAGGCUGCACCCGCCGCCGCAGAGACAGAGAGUGUCGAGGAGCCGUCGCCGGGGGCGCGCGACCGCCUCCGCGAGAGCCGCCUCCGCUUCUUCAGGGAAGGUGGAAUCUGCGCAAUGAGUGCAUCAGUGCAGGCUUUUGACGAAAUCCUGCAAGGGCCACUGGCCGCGUACUUUGAUGCCUCGACGAAAAUCGGAGGGGAUGUGGCUACUCACGCCGACCUGGUGCGAAAGGCAUUCAGCGUGCAGAGGGCAUACUUGGAGAUGGCCAGCACCAGUGCUGCACCUGCCGCAGCUCAGCUUCAGACCCUGCUGAAACCCACGUCUGACCAGAUCUCGGCCAUCCAGCAGUUCCGCGAGAAGAACCGCGCUUCCAAGCUGUUCAACCACUUGAGCGCCAUCUCCGAGAGCAUCCCCGCUCUCGGCUGGAUUGCUGUGUCACCGACGCCUGGACCUUAUGUGAAGGAGAUGAACGACGCCGGCCAGUUUUACACCAACAGAGUACUUAAGGAGUGGAAGGAAAAGGAUAAAGUGCACGUUGAUUGGGUGCAUGGAUGGGUCCAAGCACUGACCGCGCUGCAGCAGUUCAUCAAGCAGCACCACACCACCGGACUUGUGUGGGCUGGAAAGCAGCAGGCGACUGGUGGCGCUCCGCCACCGCCGCCACCUGGCUGUCCUCCGCCUCCCCCAGUCCUGGACAUGAGCCAGCUGAACGUGUCCAACGGAGACGCCAGCAAUGAUCGCUCAGCACUUUUUGCAGAGAUUAAUAAGGGCGCCGAUAUUACCAGUGGACUCAAGAAGGUGACUGCUGACAUGCAGACUCAUAAGAACCCAUCGCUCAGAUCAGGACCUGCUCCGUUCAAGGCUCCCCCUGGAAGUGCUUCAUCUGGAGGCAAAGCUGUGAGUGCGCCAGUCUCCAAACCGCCGCUCAUGGCCAAGGAAGGAAAAAAGUGGAUUGUGGAAUACCACAAGGGCCGCAAAGAUUUGGUCAUCGAUCAGGUUGAGAUGAACAACGUGGUCUACAUGUUCAAAUGCGAGGAUUGCGUGCUCACCAUCAAGGGAAAGCUCAACUCCGUGGUGAUGGACUCGUGCAAAAAGUCUGCUGUAGUUUUUGACUCGCUUGUCUCGUCAGUUGAGUUUGUCAACUGCCAGUCUGUGCAGAUGCAGGUUUUGGGCACCGUUCCCACCGUUACAGUGGAAAAGACGGAUGGCUGCCAAAUGUACCUGAACGAGCAGUCUGUAAACGUGGAAAUCAUCUCGUCGAAGUCUUCUGAAAUGAACAUAAUGAUUCCUGACCAAUCGGGCGACUAUAUGGAGUAUGCCGUGCCUGAGCAAUUCAAGACUACCAUCAAUACUGGCCGAAAAGGCAUCACUACAACUGCGGUCGAGAGCCUCGGUUAAAACAUUUCUAAACGCAAACAAACAGAAGCCCUGCCACACUCUGUGGUGUCUCAAUGCAACCUUAUUGGGCUUGAUGUUUCAUAUUUAUUUUCUUUGCAUUAAAACUAACAACUUGAAAGUAUUGAAAAUCUGUAUGAUUGGAGUGAUCGCUUUUGUGUGAUCUACAAAAACCACUGUCUUGUCAUUUUUAAACUGAUCAAUUAUUUUCAUUUUUACUACUCUAAGCCGAGUAUAAGCUCUUUCAUGCUUAAGACUUUAGAAUUGUAACCGAUUGGUGUAUUUUUAAGUCUUACAAAUAAACUCGCUAAUAUUAUGGA